UCUCAAAAGUAGCUAAUUUUUUAAGUAUAAAUCCGUGAAAAACCGACCGAUCGACGUUGUUCAGUUAUUAAUUAGUUGUCGGUCCGACGACUCGACAGCCGACCGCGAUUUUCCAACGGUCCGUUUUGAUUUUGUCGUUUGGCCAAAGGGAUUUUGUGGGAAUUUUUUUUCUAUCCGGCGGUAAUAGGAUACGAAAAACGUGAACAGGUUAUCCGAACUCUUCAAGUGCAACAAUAACAUUGGUAAUAAAAAAUAAUAAAAAACCGACCGAAAGCUUGGUGAUAUUCUCGUCGAUUGUGAUUUGCAACUUGCAACUUGAAACCCUAAAACUGUAUUGAUACACAGUUUACACUAUUAAUUGCAAUUUGUAAUUAUUCCCCCGUUUAUAUAAUUUGGACUUUCCAACGCCCAUCUGCUGUUUGUCGAUCCAAUCCAAAGUGUGCCACAUUCGUUUUAUUUAUUUUCGUGAGUAUAUCAUUAAAUUAAGUGACGUGUGUAAUUGUUAAAUAUCGCCCUUAUGCCUUUUAGUGUAAUAUUGUUAUAAGCUGGUACAUAAUUGGUAAAGCGAUAACCACCAGAUAGACGUCGGUGUAUCGCAGUUGAUCUCUAUGACAAUUACGUCGUCCAUACACCGCUGAAUAAUAUUUUGAAAAGGAAGUAAAAUAAGUAGACUGUAAAGUGAAAGGUUCAAGACGUUAUUAUGCCAUCGUUGAACUCUAUAAGUUGUUUACAGUCUUUGGCGUUAGAACAAGUAUGCGAGUAUGUGUUGGAAGUAGCACCCGAAAUGAGACAAGAUCCAAACGGCUCACGUGAAUAUUUCAUUAAAAACGCACACGCCUGGGCCAGGACAAAUAUCUUAAGCCGUACCAAGGAGAAACUUGAUAAAGGUGACGUAGAUUGUCAUAUUUGGAACGAACUCAUCGGUGUGUUUGAUAGAAAUCCCAUUUUAAAAAUAACAACUGCCAGACUCAACCGUUGGCUGACCUUAUUGAAUGUGAUGUUGGACGUCGGGGUAACACGAUUACCAGCACUAUCAUUUUGUGGCAGUAUGGAAACAGAACUCAAUGAAUUUGUCACUGUUCUCAACAGUUGCAAUACACAUCUUAAGGAAUUAUCUCUGACUUUCCAGAUGUCUAAUAAAAACGACUGCACCUCGGCAGUGUAUAGGUCGAUGUUUAUUCUUCAAAACUCGUUGCACGACGGCCUCGCUUCGAAAUUAGUUUAUCUUAAACUCGCCGCUGUUUGUGAUAAUGCUAUCCUAAGUACAAUAGGCGAGAACGCCAUGUGCCUUAAGCACUUGGACGUGUCCGGAUCGUGGAAUGUCGACGAAAUAGGAAUUAAAAAUUUACUAUUCAAAAGUGAUGUCUACGUGGAAACGAUCAAUGUACCUAACGACAAACUCUGUCAACAUCUAAGCCAGAUGUACGACAAUAAAAAAUUACUGAACAGAUGUUGUUUUACUUUAGAAGAAUUACGUAUUCAAGACACCAACACCGAAGACGCUAGUUUGUUAAUGAUUCUAGCGUGCGUAAAAAGCCUAAAAGCUUUAGGCGGUUUCCUUUAUUUUAGGAAUAUCGGCGACGCUCUAGUGACCGUAUGGGAGAAUUCGCCUAAGCCCCGCGAGUUUCAAUUGAACGAGCUGUACGACAUGCAAUUGACCAGCAAGAAAAUAACGGCGUUAAAAGAAUGUCUGCCCCAUCUAAAGAAGCUGUAUACGAGGUUGUCGUGUGUUUGUGCGCCUCAAGAUUUCGACGAUCCCGAACAAGGAUCAAUGUUCUGGGAUCGUGUCCAAACUCUUACUAUCGAUCUCGAUUACAUGAUGAAUUUUCAUUUUAUCAAUUUUGUUUACAAUUACGGUCAUAAUCUAUCCGAACUCGUGAUUCUCGAUCAGGAAGCUGACAUCGACGUAGGUAAACUAUUGAGUAGUUGUCCUAAUUUAUUAUUCUUGAAAGGAUUCUUACAUAUUUUCGAAACGCCCAUCGGACAAUUUAUGAAGCUUAAAUCGUUUGAGUUACACAUGCCGACUUUCGAAACGUUGAAUUGGUUUUUUGAAAAUUGUCCACAAUUGGAAGAAGUUAAGUUGUUUAGCGACUCUAGAGUGAUGUUUUGGAACACACAAGUCUUCGAAAAGCCACCCGAAGUCAUGUGUAACAAUCUGAAACGUUUCGAAAUACAUUUUAACGACAGAAAUUCUAAUGUCACUACUCAUAAGGCAAUAUUCAAAUUUAUCGACAAGUGCACGAAGCUGCAACAUUUGGGCGGUCUAUUCACGUGGAGUUUAGAUAAUAAUUUUGUUAAUUUAAUAAAGAUAUAUGUAAAAAAAAAUAACUACGAGCUUAACAUCUACUAAGACUAAAACGUCUCAAUGUGCUGAUAAGACUGAUAUUUGUUAGAUCUUUAAACUAACCUCUCCUUAUUAUUUACUCUAUUGUUCCCAUUAGUUUGACAUAGUGAAGUAUUUUUAAGAUAUUAUUAUAUUUUAUUAUUUAAACUUAAUACGGGCGGUUCAAUUAAAAUGCACCGAGUUACAUUUUAGUAGUUUUAAAUUCUAAAUUGUUUUUCGAUGUGCUACUUAGUGCCUUUUAAUUGAAUGUCGACUAUUUUUAGAUUAGAUGACUACUGUGAUGUAAUGUAAUAAUUAUUAGACU
Adelges cooleyi (spruce gall adelgid) is the source of this 2648-nucleotide messenger RNA. RefSeq lists its product as uncharacterized. The coding region runs from base 701 to 2350 and encodes 549 amino acids. The record is from RefSeq and is a predicted model, not a curated record. Lineage: Eukaryota; Metazoa; Arthropoda; Insecta; Hemiptera; Adelgidae. The transcript has 10 exons.